GGUAUAUUCCAACUUGAGGGAGGACCAUGUUGUCUCGCGGACAGGGAGCUUCACGAAGCGGAGCCGCCAGCAGGGCUCGGCGGAGGUGGAGGGAGGACAACCCGCCGGCCCCGCGGAGGAGCGCCCUGGACGGGCCCGUACAGAAGGUGGUGAUCAACGUGAGCGGACUCAGGUUUGUGACGACCAUGGCCACACUGGAGACCUACCCAGAUAGUCUACUGGGGGACGGCCGCAGGAGAAAGUGGUACUUCGAUCCCAACAAGAAUGAAUACUUCUUUGACAGACACCGCCCCAGUUUUGAGGCGAUCCUGCAGUACUACCAGACGGGCGGGAUGCUACAGAGGCCCGAGGAGGUUCCCGCUGAGGUGUUCCUGGACGAGCUGGAGUUUUACGAUGUUGGAGAAGAAACUUUGAGAAGGUACCGAGAAGAGGAGGGGAUGGAGCUGCCCCCUCCUGACGUCCUGCCGCCGCCGGAAGACGAGAGGCUGAAGAAAAUCUGGCUCCUCUUCAACGAACCGAAGUCGUCAAUCCUGGCCAAGAUCGUUACAACCAUCUGUGUGAUAAUGAUACUGAUGAGCGUGGUGGUGACGUGUAUGGAGACUGUACCGGAAGUGCAGGAGUGGCUGCACACCCCCGCCACAGGCAGCAAUGAGACAGGCCCACUUCCGGUGACGCGGAACCCGUUCUUCGUGGCGGAGACCAUCUACGUGGCCUGGUUCACUCUGGAGCUGGUUUUAGGGUUCGUGUCCUGCGCGGACCGGUGCAGGUUCGUGAAGGAUUACGUCAACGUUUUGGACUUCAUCGGGAUCGCGCUAUACUUCGUUGAGCUGGGGCUCGAAAUGAGGCGAGUCUUUAUAGCCGUUCGUUUAGACCCUUUGUUGCUUAUUGGGUGGGUUGAUUACUCUUUCUUCGCAGAGUAG
Molecule: messenger RNA, 920 nt
Organism: Branchiostoma floridae (Florida lancelet)
Lineage: Eukaryota; Metazoa; Chordata; Leptocardii; Amphioxiformes; Branchiostomatidae
Product: potassium voltage-gated channel protein Shaker-like
Exons: 6
Coding region: 27-920 (297 amino acids)
Biological process (GO): potassium ion transmembrane transport; protein homooligomerization
Cellular component (GO): voltage-gated potassium channel complex; membrane
Molecular function (GO): protein binding; delayed rectifier potassium channel activity
Source: RefSeq, a predicted model, not a curated record